AUGGCCCGACACAUCAACCGCCAGAUUCACUGGCUUACGCCGGUGAGUAUGGUUGGCGCACUGUUGAUCGGAGGUCUCUUUGCUCUCGGCCAUGACCUCUUCUAUGCCAGCCUGGCGGGAACUACAGUUGCAGCAGAUUCUUUUGAGGUGGCUGGCGCCGAGGUAUCAAGGCAGCAGCUGAACCUGGCGGCUGGCACAACACUUGCAUUUCUUUUCAAGAGCUCCGUGGUUUCCGCAGUGUCAAUGGCCUAUUUUCAGGCUGUUUGGCAUGUCGUCAAGAGCAGCAAACGCGAAAUAGACAUCUCCAACAUGGACGUUCUGUUAUCGGCGUUGGGUAAUGCCAUCUCCUUGCUCAGAGUGACGGCGUCUGACUUCUUUAGGCUUGUUCCCGUCGUGUCCAUCAUCACCCCUGCGACUCUCUCGGUCGGCCUCGCGUCUCCCCCAGACACGUCUCUACAGGUCCCAAAUGUCGCAUUUACUGGACUCAGUCUACUCCGUAUGAUGCCGAAAAACCCCGGACGGGACAUAUCACCUGCUCCAUGUCGUGACCGCAACAACAACCCUAAUCGCCCAACCGAGUGCGACAAUGAUCUAACCAACUACUUGUACAACGGGCCGAGUGAUGCUGUUAGCAAAGUAGUUGUCGCUACUGCUGCACAGGGAAACAUCAUUGCGGUAGAUGCACCUGCUCCAAACUCAAGCUGGAGUCUUGAGUUUCUGGCUCCAACGUUGAGAUGCGACGAGGUCACUGGAGAUACCAGACGCCGAAUUGAACAAAGUAUCACCAGCUUCACGGACCGCUAUUGCGAACAAGCACCAGGCUAUGUGGCUUGGACGCCAGCCAACAACAAACCCGAGUCACUACUACCGUACUCGCUCAUUAAAACAGCGGACAAAGUUACCAACUUUAUCUACAACGGGUUUACAACAUUUGAUCGAGAAGGCAGAAAGGCAUGGCAGGCCGUUGAUAAAACCCAGACCGAAAGGAAUGAUUUGGUUCUUUUCAUGGCCAUAGUCCCAGCGGCACUCAAGUUGGGCUCAAGGCCUGACGAUAGAUUCGCAUGCGAAAUGGCCUCAAAGGGCAGAAGUGAAGGCAAAGAGGUGCUGAGAAAGGCAUUAUUUGACUCGACAGCCUCGGUACUACGCUGGGACCUCCGCAACUCGACGUACGAAGCACAUUUCAACGUCACCAAUGGAAACCAGCAGGUCAAACUAAAGGUAAAGGAGAUUGAAGAGAAACCGCUCGAUGUCAUCGCUGGCGUCUGGGGCAGCAACACAAACAGCAAGAACCCGAGCUGCACGCCUCUCAACAUGGACUCUGAAUGCACCUUUGAUCCCUCUAUCCUUCGCCACCUAUCUUAUCAGGCUCUAAUGGAUGCCUUUACGGAUGUGCUCAUCGGUAGUUUGACCCUCCGCCGUCGCCAGACGGAUGACUCCCUUGUCUUCCACGGAAACACGAGUGUCCAGAGCACAGUUCUCACAGCUACACCUGAGCUCCAGAUUCUCAGCGACCUGACACUCUUGUCUAAAGAUCUACCUAUACUCCAGAAGGUAGAGCCGGAUGACCAUGAGUGGGUCUACAAAGGACUGUGGAACGGACCUGGAGAGCAGAGAACCACGCCGCUGAAAGAGGCACUUGAAGAGCUCUUCCAAAACAUCACACUAAGUCUCAUGAGCUCACCACUCCUACAGACUAACCGUCUUCCCAAGCCGAACAAACACUCGGCCUUCAAGCCCAAAAACACCACCGUUACCUUUUCAACCAUGCAUCCAGUCUACAUCUACGCCCGAAGUCGCCUUUGGCUCGCCUACGGCCUUGGAAUCGCGUGCUCUACCCUCACCGUGUGUAUUGGACUGCUAGCAAUAUAUAUGAACGGAGCUUCAUUUAGUAAUACCUUUUCAACCUUGCUUCGACUGGGGCGGGGGGCAAGUCUGAGCAGCGAGAUUGAAAAGGUUGAUCUUGAUGGCCGAGAUCCACUUCCUGAAUACAUCAAGAAUACAAAGGUCAAGUUUAGCAAAACUUUAGUACAAACGGAUGAGUACAUACCAAUGUCGGAAGCUGAGGAGUGGGAGACGGAAGUAAGACGACAAUGA
This is a messenger RNA of Fusarium vanettenii 77-13-4, 2094 nucleotides long. RefSeq lists its product as uncharacterized. The transcript is spliced from 3 exons. The record is from RefSeq and is a predicted model, not a curated record. NCBI's taxonomy places the organism in Eukaryota, Fungi, Ascomycota, Sordariomycetes, Hypocreales, Nectriaceae. Bases 1 to 2094 code for a protein of 697 amino acids.